UCCUCAGAGAUGACAAUAACAGCCAUAAGAAAUCAGUAAGUAUGGAUGAUCUACGCCUUGACAGGAUGAAUGACACUCGUUCAUCCAACGGACUUCUGCAUCGGCCUAGAAUACAUGCAUCCGAAAAUCAAUACGAGUCCGGAUUACCCGACACAAAAUAUGUUCAGGGUCGUGAACACAAGGUUAUGAAAGACAACAGAGGGGAAGAGACCUACAUAUACCAGCCUUCGAGUUAUAUACAUCCAGUAUCAAGAGCACGGUAUGGAUCAUCGUACAACAAUCACUCAGCAGGACCGUCUGUUUAUAACUACAUUGAUACGGAAUCAAAGUUCGAAAUUCAACGGCCAAACAUUAGUCUUGGACAUAUGAACCAAUAUUAACAGCGUCCUUCCCAUAUCACUGCAUCACUAUCUCACCUUGAAGAUAUUUCUUCACAAGCAUAAAACGCUACCAAGGAAAAUAAUUGUAGACUAGGUAUGACUAAGACUGUUGAUAAGAAGUAAUGGAAUAUGAACAUCUUCAUACGCUUAUAUAUAAGCGGACCAUAUAAGCGGACCUCUGUUAUACAUUACCUUUAAUUUAAUGAAAAAUGUUCGUCGAGAAAAGAAUAGUACAAUUUCGUAAUAGUGUUCUUCUGACAUAUUCGCGCUUGCCUUCAAUCCAAAAUGUAAGUAUAUGGAUUUAAUAUUAUACUAACAUGCCUUCUGUAGGCUCUUGUAUUUGUAUUUACUGUUCCGUUUUCAAACAUUUGAAAAUGCUGAAACUUUCUGCAGUUACUUAAAAAAAUGUAACAAUCAUUGUGCCUCAGUUGUCUGAUAAAUUUCUUACCAUCAUACAAGCUUUGCUGCAUAAUGUCUACAUUGUUACGGCGAGAACGUUAUAGAAAUAUUAAACAGUGCAGCAAAGAAAUUGUUACAUCAACAAAUCUGUACAAAAUUCAUCUACAUUUAAUAGAUUGAAACUUCUCUGACACUAUAUUUCAUUAUUAUUUACAUUGUUUUUCUUAUGACAUCUUUGUGUAUUAUUCUUGCCAUGAAUCGGUACAUGAAUGAUCAUUGUUGAUCUAUUUAUUCCAUGUUUUAAUGAAAAGUGUCUGAAUGUAUCAGCAGAAAUAACGUAAAGCUCAAAACAUUGUAUUCUUUCAGAUAUUUGUAAAAUGUUUCAUCUCAUUUUUCCCUUCAUCUGUCCAAUAAUUUUAAACAGAAUUUCCUAAACCUUAUACAUUAUACAUACACCAGGGACUAGUGAUGUAAACUACCUUUGACUUAAUAUGCGUUUUCUAGCUCUUAGUCUUGUAGGACGGUAAACAGGUAAAACGAUUGAUUUGAUAAAUACAACAUGUUACCCAUUUGUUAGUUUGGACUUAUACCUUUACAUAGAAUGUUGAUAAAU
This is a messenger RNA of Mercenaria mercenaria, 1392 nucleotides long. RefSeq lists its product as uncharacterized. Bases 42 to 380 code for a protein of 112 amino acids. Lineage: Eukaryota; Metazoa; Mollusca; Bivalvia; Venerida; Veneridae. The record is from RefSeq and is a predicted model, not a curated record. The transcript is spliced from 3 exons.